This is a messenger RNA of Ornithodoros turicata, 870 nucleotides long. RefSeq names its product BPTI/Kunitz domain-containing protein-like. Gene Ontology annotation, biological process: transforming growth factor beta receptor signaling pathway. Gene Ontology annotation, molecular function: serine-type endopeptidase inhibitor activity; transforming growth factor beta binding; receptor antagonist activity. The record is from RefSeq and is a predicted model, not a curated record. The transcript has 5 exons. The coding region runs from base 69 to 734 and encodes 221 amino acids. Lineage: Eukaryota; Metazoa; Arthropoda; Arachnida; Ixodida; Argasidae.
CCGUUAUUUUCCGCCACUCGUUCCGUCAGAAGAGGGUUACUACACAGUCCGAUCUUCCAUAGGGAGAGAUGCGUAUAGUUCUGAGUAUCUUGCUUUAUGCGGCAGCGAUAGAUGACGUCACAGAAAGUGUCCCAUUGCUGAAGCAGUCACAUCGUGCUCUCGCUGAGGUCCCUCUGAAAGCCAACGCCGAUAUGUGUACGCAGCCACUUCCUGCACAAGAUCACAGCUGUACCGACAAGACCCUCCUUUUCUACUACGAUUUCAAGAGGAACUACUGCCGACCCUUCAGUCAUGGGGCCUGCUCAAAAUCCCCCCGUCUGAUGAAGACAGCAAACGAAUGUCGGGAGAAAUGUAUCGCCGCACCAGGUGAAGAUAUCUGUAACAUUCCGCACACGUCAGGACACGCGUGCCACUGGCACAUUCCCAUGUACACCUUCAACCAGACCAUGGGCUCCUGCAUGGGGUUUGUCUACGGUGGCUGCCACGGCACCGCGAAUCGGUUCUGGACGCUGUCUGCCUGCAUGCAACAUUGCCCAGAUACGAUUCGUGUGGACAGAUGCAGCUCGCUUCACACAUCACUGCCUUAUGACUGCCCAGACUCUCAUCCGGAAUAUCGCUACUUCUACAACGCCACUACCAGGACGUGCGAAAAAUACGAAGCUUCCCGCUGCUUUCGUACUCAAAACAGCUUCGACACAAUGACAUCAUGCACUGACGAAUGCGGACGCAGAUAAAUGACAGCUACACACCGUCAUCAGCAGGAUGGUAGCCUGUCUGGAAAACACUGACUGGGACAACAACUGAGAAAUCAAGUUUCUUAGAUAAAUGCUUCGCGAAUGGUUUACAAAAUACACGCUAUGGUGGUUCUGA